AUGGAGUGCUGUAUUGAUGAUAACAAUCCCAAUGAAGGUGAAGCACCCAUCUCGACGAAAACUAGUUUAACUCCCACUUUGGAUUGGUGUGCUCCGAAACGCUACAUGUUUGACAGCGCUGUCUACACAUCUUCUAGCAGGAUUGAUGACCGUUUCAAUGUCAUAGCAAGAAGACUUUUACAGCUCUGCGAUAGAUUCGACAAGGAAUUCUUUGAGGUAAAGCUUCAGUAG
Cylicocyclus nassatus is the source of this 231-nucleotide messenger RNA. The record is from the annotation of a GenBank genome assembly. NCBI's taxonomy places the organism in Eukaryota, Metazoa, Nematoda, Chromadorea, Rhabditida, Strongylidae.